Molecule: messenger RNA, 737 nt
Organism: Quercus lobata
Lineage: Eukaryota; Viridiplantae; Streptophyta; Magnoliopsida; Fagales; Fagaceae
Exons: 3
Coding region: 105-383 (92 amino acids)
Source: RefSeq, a predicted model, not a curated record
ACUUCAACUUCAAGCUUGCCAACAGUCCACAGCCCAAACUAUCAGAAUAAAGGCACAUUCACUUCAACAAAAAGUCAUUCAUCGGAAACUUGUUCAGCUUGGCCAUGGAGUCCUCCUCAUCUUCAUCUUCUUCUUCAAAAUAUUAUCUUUCUUCUUGGGAGUACCUUGCUUUACUCUUUAUACGCCCAAUCCUCGCAAUCGCAUUCGUGAUUUCAUUGAUUUCUCUCGGUUGGUGGUUGGCGUGGAAGCUAGUUCUGGUUCACGUGCCUCUGGUGCAAGAGAUAUUCGGUUUGAGGAAAAAAACUUUCAAGCCAAAACCUCCUACACGGCGGCUAUCUAAGAUUUACAACAGCAUGAAUGCCCGAAAUUCAUCAGCUUCUUGAUGAACAGAAAAGGCAGCUUUGAAUGAAAGAGGGAUCAAAAUUCUGAGUCUUGGUAUGUCCUGAUGGGUUAGGAUUGGAGCUUCAAUAGUAGCGAGGGUGAAAAAUAACAAAGUGAUCAUUUUAUGCAUUGACGAUAUUGACUUCAGAGCUUCUAGAGGCUUGGAAUUGGGAGAUUUAUUAUACUCCAGUUGUAUAUAAAUUUGUGGUCUUGUGAAAGACAUGAUGUAUAAAUCAGCUUUAUUACAAAAUGUAUUUAAAAAUAGUGGGCUUUCCCAAUUUCUGACCUUCCAUAUCAAAUUUAGAAACAAGUGAAGAAGAAAUCGGUGCCUUCCCAAAGGCCAUUAUUCAACUGAA